ACGGUUGAAAAUGGCGGUUGGGGCGGAAAGCGGGGGCGGGGCGCAGUACGGAGGAGCCCGCGCGAGGUCACGAGUCCUCCUCCUCCCGCGGGCCUGGCCCGCUGGGCUGGAGAGCUCCUAACGGGAAGGGAGGACCUGCCCCACCGAACAAAAGAGGCCGCGGCCGCGCCCGCCCGCGCGCGGAGGAGAGCCGGAGACCGACCCUAAGAUGGCGCCGGCGCGCGGGCGGGCGGGGCGCAGGGGGCGGGGCGGGGCCACCGGGCGCGCCGUGCGGCGUGGAGGCGCCGACUCGCGCCCAUGGCUGGCGCACCGGAGCCGGGCGAGCCCGCGGAAGGGAAGCCCUUUAAACUCCUAGGAAUUUUAGAUGUCGAAAACAUUCCCUGUGCACGGGAUUCAAUACUAUAUGGUUCAUUAGGAUCUGUUGUGGCUGGCCUUGGACAUUUUUUGUUAACUAGUAGAAUUAGAAAAUCAUGUGAUGUUGGAGUAGGAGGAUUUAUCUUGGUGACUUUAGGAUGCUGGUUUCAUUGUAGGUAUAAUCAUGCAAAGCUGAGAAUCCAGGAAAGAAUUGCCAGAGAAGGAAUUAAAAAUAAGAUUUUAUAUGAAAGUACCCACCUUGAUCCUGAAAGAAAACAAACCAAUGGCAACAACAGCAACUGAGCAGAGUCUUGAGAACAAAGCUGAGGCCAACUAUAUAUAUAAACAUUGUAUGUACCAUAAAGCUUUCAAUGAAGUAAAUAAAGUUAUGUGUAAAUGGUA
Messenger RNA from Equus caballus (horse), 756 nucleotides. It is a transcript of the gene COX20, whose product is annotated as cytochrome c oxidase assembly factor COX20. The record is from RefSeq and is a predicted model, not a curated record. Lineage: Eukaryota; Metazoa; Chordata; Mammalia; Perissodactyla; Equidae. Gene Ontology annotation, biological process: mitochondrial respiratory chain complex IV assembly. Gene Ontology annotation, cellular component: mitochondrion; mitochondrial inner membrane.